Molecule: messenger RNA, 984 nt
Organism: Orycteropus afer afer
Lineage: Eukaryota; Metazoa; Chordata; Mammalia; Tubulidentata; Orycteropodidae
Product: olfactory receptor 6X1
Biological process (GO): G protein-coupled receptor signaling pathway
Cellular component (GO): membrane
Molecular function (GO): olfactory receptor activity; G protein-coupled receptor activity
Source: RefSeq, a predicted model, not a curated record
UAUAGAAUAUCAAGGGACAUGAGAAAUGGCACAGCAAUCACAGCGUUCAUUCUCCUAGGCUUUCCUGGGAUCCAAGGACUACAAAUCCCUCUCUUUAUAAUGAUCUUUCUCAUAUACAUAUUAACCCUGGCAGGCAACGGGCUCAUUAUUGGCAUUGUCUGUGCUGAACCCAAGCUACAAAUCCCAAUGUAUUUCUUCCUUUGCAAUUUGUCCUUCCUUGAGAUCUGGUACACCACCACCAUCAUCCCCAAGCUGCUAGAAACCUUUGUGGUGGCAAGAACAAUCAUUUGCAUUCCCUGCUGCCUGCUGCAGGCCUUCUUCCACUUCUUCCUGGGCACCACUGAGUUCCUCAUUCUCACUGUUAUGUCUUUCGACCGCUACAUGGCCAUCUGCAAGCCCCUUCAUUACCCCACCAUCAUGACCAGUAACCUCUGCCUGAAGCUAGCCCUCAGCUCCUGGGUGGCAGGUUUCACCACUGUUUUUUGUCAGAUGCUACUGCUCAUCCAGCUGCCCUUCUGUGGCAAUAACAUCAUCAAUCAUUUCUACUGUGAUGUUGGUCCCAUCUUGAAAGCAGCCUGUACUGAUACCACCCUUUUGGAGCUACUGGGUCUUCUGGCAACCAUCUUGGUGAUCCCAGGGUCACUCCUUUUUACAGUAAUUUCUUACAUCUACAUCCUGUCCACCAUCCUACAGAUUCCUUCAGCCGCUGGCCGCCAGAAGGCUUUCUCUACCUGUGCCUCUCACCUGACUGUUGUCUCCCUGCUCUAUGGAGCUGUCCUGUUCAUGUACCUGAGACCAACAACACAUUCCUCUUUUAAGAUUAAUAAGGUGGUAUCUGUGCUAAAUACUAUCCUCACACCUCUUUUGAAUCCCUUUAUUUAUACCAUAAGAAACAAAGAGGUGAAAGGAGCCCUAAGGAAGGCAAUGGCUUAUCCAAAGGCUUGUCAUCAAAAGAAAAAUGUACAACAUAGCCCAAAGUUUUAA